AUAGUUUUUUAUAUUAUGCUUGCAUUGUGUAAAUAUUGUAUGUAUUUAUAAUAAAGUGCAUUGAAAAAUUAUCAAAAUGACGCUCAAAAGAAAAUUAACUCAAGAAGAUUUAAGGAAGGCUAUGAGUGAACAUAAGAAAAAAUUCGAAAUAGUAAAGAAGAUAGAAUCACCUUUAGCAAAAUAUACAGAUGCAGGUCAAUUAAUGUGCAUUCUCUGCAAGAGUAUUGUACGCAGUGAAACAGUCUGGGCCGUUCAUAUAAAUAGUAAAACUCAUAAAGAAAAUGUAUUAUUAGCAAAGAAAACAAAGUUAGAAUUUGAACGACCUUCAACAACUGUAUCAUCUACAUUUAAGAGGCCUUCUUCCCCAUUAGAAGAAAAUACUACGAACAAAAAAAUAAAGGGUAUACUCAAGAAUCCUUCUAAGCCACUCGCACAAUCAAAUUUACCAGCAGAUUUUUUUGAUGAUUCUUCUAAACAGUCAAGCGUCACUUCUACACCGGUCAUUCCUAUAACAACGCAAGAAACAAAAAAUUCUUCAGAGGAAACAAAUAGUGACACAGAGAACAGGACACAUACAGAUAUAGAAAAUAAUAUUGAUAAAGAAAAGGAGAAAGUAAAAGAAACAAACCAGGCAGCCUUGCCAGAAGGAUUCUUCGACGAUCCAAUUAUGGAUGCUAAAGUUCGUAAUGUUGAAUACAAAGAUCCCAUUGAAGAGGAAUGGGAAAAAUUUCAAAAAGAAAUUAAAGAAGAAACAGCUCAAUCUGCACAAAUCAUAGCUGAUGAUCAAGAAGAAGCAACGACAGAGAGGCAAAGAGAUGAAAUAGAAGAACAAAUACGAUAUUGGUCAAGGGUAAUGGACUUUAUAAAACGGAAAGAACAAGUUCAAGCUACAGACAGAAAAUUGGAAAAUGUAGAAGAUGAUAUGUCAACCGAUGAUGAAACAGAAUUCGAUGAGUUUUUAGAUUGGAGAGCCAAGAAUUCUUAUAAAUAAAAUAUAUUUUCGUUUAUUUACGUUUAUUAGUUAUUAUAAAAGUUAUUUUUUUAUAUUUCUUUAAUUAGUAUUAUUUAAACGUAAGAACUUGACAAAAAAAUAUGAACCACUAUCACAAAAUUGGAAAUUUUAAGUCAACAAAAUGUAUACAGUGUAUUAAGAUUUUAUUAAAAUGAAUUCAGAGUCAGAA
Messenger RNA from Polistes dominula (European paper wasp), 1181 nucleotides. Its product is annotated as zinc finger protein 830. Gene Ontology annotation, molecular function: zinc ion binding; nucleic acid binding. Gene Ontology annotation, cellular component: nucleus; spliceosomal complex. Lineage: Eukaryota; Metazoa; Arthropoda; Insecta; Hymenoptera; Vespidae. Gene Ontology annotation, biological process: mitotic DNA replication checkpoint signaling; nuclear DNA replication; mitotic DNA damage checkpoint signaling. The record is from RefSeq and is a predicted model, not a curated record.